Encephalitozoon intestinalis ATCC 50506 is the source of this 813-nucleotide messenger RNA. RefSeq names its product glucose/Na cotransporter-like protein. The transcript has a single exon. Gene Ontology annotation, cellular component: endoplasmic reticulum membrane. Gene Ontology annotation, biological process: protein folding. The coding region runs from base 1 to 813 and encodes 270 amino acids. NCBI's taxonomy places the organism in Eukaryota, Fungi, Microsporidia, Unikaryonidae. The record is from RefSeq and is a predicted model, not a curated record.
AUGCAUCCGAUAGAUAGAGUAUGUUCAGAAGCCAGUUUUCCAAUGUGCGAGCAUCUGAGCAGCGAGAUAUGCAAAAGCACAAGCAGAGGAUUUCUUUUCUUCAAAACCAAGGUGUCUUCCCCGACAACUGUAAUUCUCCUUAUUAUAGCCUUGCUAUCUGCUACUAGAAUGAUUAGGCACGUAAAAGCUCUAUGCUCUUCUGUGGGACGCAAAGAAAUGCUUGUAUUUUUUUAUCUAUAUUUAGGAUCAGCAGCGUUGGAGGCAGUGCUUGUUGGCUCCAAAGAAUUUAUUUCAAAACACACACAUCUUUUUCUCACUUCCAUUCAACUAUCAUUGUACACUUCGGCAUUCUUCUCUCUUUUUGUUGGAAGCAUAACUGUAGACAUGUUUACAAGAAUUUUUGGACUUGGGGCUACAACACUACUGAAGAUCUCGACAGGCAUCUACUCUGUAGGAAUAGGGACAGUUAUAUUCACAGGUCUAAGCACGUCGAGCAAGGAACUGACAUCCGUUCCAUUUUUUGUUCUGAAUCCACUUUUUUUCUUCCUGUAUAUGAUAUUCCAGGUUAAAAGACUUAGAAAGACAGACGGAGAAGUGUGGGCAUAUGGGACUCUAAUCAUAUCAACUGCAUGCUUUCUAAUUGCAAAUACAUUCUCAUUUUUGGGAUCAAGGGUGAUAGGCCUAAUGACAGACAGAUACUUCGAUAAUCUUUUUUUCUACCACUUCUUUAUCCUCUGCACAUUCAUUAUGGUACACAAAUACUGGUUGUCUGUAUACAAUUACGAAGUCGAGUCUCUACGGCUUGAAGUUUAA